Messenger RNA from Cylas formicarius (sweet potato weevil), 1705 nucleotides. RefSeq lists its product as uncharacterized. NCBI's taxonomy places the organism in Eukaryota, Metazoa, Arthropoda, Insecta, Coleoptera, Brentidae. Bases 401 to 1468 code for a protein of 355 amino acids. Gene Ontology annotation, molecular function: G protein-coupled receptor activity. The record is from RefSeq and is a predicted model, not a curated record. Gene Ontology annotation, biological process: positive regulation of Rho protein signal transduction; phospholipase C-activating G protein-coupled receptor signaling pathway. The transcript is spliced from 2 exons. Gene Ontology annotation, cellular component: membrane.
GCGUUCAAAAAGAAUUAACAUUAGUAAGUUUAAAAAGAUUAAAAUUAAUGUCUCUUCAAUUUUUCUCGAAAAAAUUAAUACAUCUUGAAAACUGUGGUUGAAUGACCCGUCUACGUUGCAGGUCUCGAAAGUAAUCGCAAAAACUCGACAACCGGUGUAAUACGGAUAAUCUAACGCUCCCCUUAUUUAGAUUCAAAAGAAACCAAUGAAAUAACACAAAGAGUGGUCCCUAUAUUUAAACACACAUCUUCGUAUAUCGUUCCCUUUCUUAAUAAUGUCUCUUUGGAUGUCAUUCGGCGCGUAGCUCGGGCGAUUUCAACUCGGUGCACGUCCACGGUCUUCUAUUAUUAAUAUCGACUGAAAAAAAAAAAAGGCGGGAUAUGAGCAUUCUCCCAUUGCGAUGAACACAACCCAAGAACAGGGUAAUUUUUCAAACGAUAGCAAUUACGUGACACAAAAAUAUGGACACGCUUGUGUUUCGGUUUUCCAACAGUGGAUAAUUUACGUAUAUUUGGCGUUCUUUUCGGUCGGUUGUUUCACGAAUUUCGUACAAAGUUUGUUGUUGAUAGCGCGCGGAAGAAAUGGCCUUAUGUCGAUUAUCCUCCAAAUUUCCAUCGCUGACAUCCUGCUAUACUUCGUGGGUGCGAUAGAAAUACUGUCAUCGUAUCAUUGUACUUGGAGAUAUUCGACGCACGGAUGCGUCGCGUUCAAAGGAGCCGAAAUACUCGGAAACACGUUGGUGCCGUAUUUAAUCGUGUGCCUCAACUUCCAUGUAAUAUCGCUCUGGAAUUUGCACAAAUUCGAAGCGCGGAAAAAUUGCAAAAAUCCCUUAACCUCCGGUAAAGAAGACGACGAAUGUCUAGUUGCCAAAGAUGAAAACAAUAGGACACUGACCAUAGAUUAUCGCAAAAGGAAGAACGACGUUUCGGUGAUAUUUCCCCUUAUUUUCGUUUGGUUUAUAUGUUUAUCGAUAAGCGUUCCUUAUUUUUUAUUCUCGACGACCGUAAACGACGGUGACAAGAUUUCGUGCGUCGUUGUAGAAAACUCGUAUGGGACAAUUUUGCACUCUCUGAUUCUGUUGUUUAGUUUUGUUCUGCCCUACGCACUCGUAUUUUCAUCUUUAGUGUUACUGUUGUUUAAACUGUCGAAAACGUCUCAGAAAGACAUCGACAACGUCGUAACUAAACAAUUCGAAGAAAUCAGGAAAUUGCUGAUAUUCUGCGCCCUGUUUAGUAUCGUCUACAUGUUUAUAUCGUUGCAAAGGUACGUCUUGAAUACGACCGUAACCAUUCGACAAUUUUUUAUUCUAAAUAAUUACUAUUUCGAUAUCGUAAAUACGUACCAAAGCAUGUUACAUUACAGCGGAAGUGCUUUUCGAUGGGUCAUUUGUUUCUAUAUGAUUCCUCACUUUAGAGAAACGAUCCUGUCCAAGCUUUACAUUUGUCGAAAUAAAGAUGGUAACGCGUAACGCAUUUAAAUUAAAUUGAACGAGAGGGAGUUAACGGCGAAAACAGAUGUGAAAUUUAAUCCGAAGUGGUUAACACUUGCGAGCCGUUUUCUCGCACGCAUGUGCGCUUUAAUAUGCAAGUUCAGUUACCUUUGUAAUUUUUUAUUGCUAUUCUUGAGAACAGAAACGGUUCGAUACUUGAAGCGAUUAUUGUUAGAACGCGACGUUUAUUAAUUUCCGUUUGUAUUAUUGUUAUGU